AUGACGAGUAGUCGUGCGGGUGGUAGUGGCGGAGACGCUAGUGAUAGUGAUAAUGAAUUGGAUCUCGCUGUGCAAGAGGCGAUUGAUCGAUUGCUCCGGCAGAGGCAGCAACGGCGGCAGCAGGCGGCGGCGGCGCUGACUACCCGGCUGUGGAUAUGGCAUGCUUAUAUUGGAGUCGCCGAGUCGAACAACGACCUCAACGUCCUCCAGUCGUCGCCCCUGUUCAACGAUCAGUGCAAUGGCGUUGGUCCCGCCAUCGGUUUCGUCGCCGACGACAACCAGCACAAUAUGGGAUACUAUUUGGCGGAUGGGAUAUACCCAAACUGGCCCGUCUUUGUAAAGAUGGUCAAGCAUGCGGUCGGACAAAAGAAGUCCUACUUUGCGACCCGUCAGGAGGCAGUGCGCAAGGAUGUUGAGCGCGCAUUUGGUGUGCUCCAGAGUCGAUGGGGGAUGUGGACGAACGAAGAUGAUACGGGUGCCGGUCCAAGCCACGGCGUGGCCACCGCGAAUGUGGGCAUGGGGGUACCUCAUGGAGAGGUUGAGCGGUUGCGCGCAUUUGCCGACAUGCGGCUAAGAGAUGCCCAUAUUCGACUUCAGGAGGAUAUCGUCGAAGAGGUUUGGACGCGGAGGGGUGGACGUUGA
Salvia hispanica is the source of this 642-nucleotide messenger RNA. NCBI's taxonomy places the organism in Eukaryota, Viridiplantae, Streptophyta, Magnoliopsida, Lamiales, Lamiaceae. The record is from RefSeq and is a predicted model, not a curated record.